AUGGACCAAGAUGCAUUAGCAGAACUUCUUUCCGAUACCACCGAGCCCUCUGACGUUGGUCAGUCCCAGCAACUGGACUCGCCCCUGCACAGCUAUUCUUUCGUCACAACGCAAAAUGCUCCAGGCUGCACCCAGCAGCAACGACUACUUUCCUCUCUGAAUGAUCAUUCACUUGUGAACCUGGUGAACUCGUACGAAGCCCCCCAACCUGCUAAACGCUCUUUGCUGGAACAUGAGUCCGAUGACGACGAACAAAACUGGGAUUCCAAUAUUUCCCACCUUUCUAGCCACCAAAACAACGUGAAUUUUGAUGUUAUCGAUGACGAGUCUCCUACUGUCGCAUCUCCGUCAAUUGUGGCUACCUCAGGAGAAAAUUCCGAUGACGAUCAGCCUAUCACUGAUGCACACCCUCGAGUGGCCUCAAACAUCAAUUUUGGUGACUACGGCCAAUACUUUUCCGAUAAAAAAGUACUCCAACAAGAUCGCGAUCAAUACAUGAAAAAGCUAUAUCAAAAUGCUUUAAAUGAUGGUAAGCCUUUCCCACCUGUUUUCAAAGAUUGCAUCAUCUAUAUCAACGGUCGCACAGACCCCGAUCGCUUGCAACUCCACCAAAAGAUCAUCCUGUAUGGCGGCCAAUUCAUGCACUUUCUGUCUGGUAAGACAAGCGUAACUCAUAUCAUUGCCAGCAACUUGACCGCUAAGAAACGGGUCGAAUUUCAAAAGUAUAAAGUUGUCACCCCCCAGUGGGUAACGGACUCAAUUGCAGCAAAUAAAAGGCUUCCUUGGCAAGAUUUCGCGCUGAUCACCGGAGAUGACGACCAAGGUAAGCUCAAAUUGACUAAAGCAAAGCCACCAAAAGGCGAACCUAAUGUCGAAGACAAAAACUCCGAAAAUACACUUGAUUGCAACCACCCAGACUUCUUGCGUAGUUUCUUUGCCAAAUCCCGAUUGCAUCACCUUUCUACUUGGAAAGCCGAUUUGAGGGCUCUAUUUUGUGAAAGAUAUCUAGAGCAUUCAAAUAUCCAAGGUAUCACUGAAAAUGAAAGUGUUGCUAUUUUUCACAUUGAUUUCGACUGUUUUUUCGCAACAGUCUCCGCUCUCAGCGAUCCAAGAUACCGGCUUUACGAAGACCCACUCGCAGUGGCACAUGGCAACAACAGUUCCGAAAUUGCAAGCUGUAAUUAUGUGGCACGCAGUUUUGGUGUAAAAAACGGGAUGUGGGUACGAUCUGCUCGUAGACUCUGUCCCAAAUUAGUGUGCAUGCCUUAUAACUUUGAACAAUAUGAGGUCAACUCCAAAUUGCUGUACCAAAUUUUAGCGGAGACACACUUCUUUGAUAUGAUUCUGCCGGUAUCCAUUGACGAAGCCAUCUGUGUCAAGAGGGUUAGCACCUUUACAGGUUUUCAUGAUGUGCAAGGUCAAUGCGAGAUGGUUACUCAGACCAUUAGACAACAAGUCUUUGAUGCAACCAAUGGCUGUACUGUGAGCAUCGGUUGUGGUCCUUCCCUUGUGAGCGCAAGGCUGGCACUGAAAGAUGCAAAACCAAACGGAAAACGCGUCAUCAUGAAUCUGACCAACGAAACUGAAUUAGAUAAUUUUCAGGCUAAAUUCCCGCUAAACGACUUGCCGGGCGUUGGUUUUUCUAUCGUGCACAAAAUUCGUCAACAGCUUUUUCCCGAUGCAUCUACGACCCCGACCAUCGGCGAUUUAAAAGCUAAAUCGACAUUGAAAUCAUUAACCUCCAUCUUGGGAACCAAGACGGGCCGCAAAAUACAUUUAUUCUUAUCCGCCAAAGACGACGAAGAAAAUAGCCGAAUUCUACGCAACCCCUUAGAUUUUUUCGCGAGGAAGUCCAUUUCGGUUGAUAUCAACUACGCUAUCAGGUUUGAUUCGAUUCACGAUAUUGACGACUUUAUUGACAGAGUAUGUGAGCAUCUAACAUCGAAAAUUCAUGAUCUUGGAAUGGUGACGCCUCAAGUGACCUUAAAAAUUAUGCGGCGGUGUGAACAUGCUCCGAUUGAGCCUGCCAAGUAUUUGGGAUCUGGCGAAUGCGAUACUUUCAGUAAAAGCAGCCGCUUUGGGAUACCUACAGAUGAGAUAGGUCUAAUCGCUACAGAAAUCAAAAGCUCCUUUCGAAUGCUAGCGUGUCCUCCCAAAGACUUGAGAGGUUUGGCGGUGCAAUUAAACAAGCUUGAAAUGAAGGCUACUAGAAAUUAUCAGAAGAAGCUACCUUUUGGCGAUGCUAUACUUACCGGUGAUUCUAAUAUCCCGGUGCUCAAGCCAAACGCAUUCCACUCAAUGCCUCGCAUUUUGAAGGAAGACGUUCGGUCUGAAUUCACCAAACGACAUCUACAAAUACCACCCUCGCCCACCCGAAAUCUGACCGUUUCCGUGUCACCAGUGAAGGAAUAUUGGGACAGGUUCGGUAAAUCAACCAAAGACAGUUUUAAACAAGAGCUGCCCAGCACUCUCGAUGAGGACUUUAUGAGAAACCUCCCACCGGAACUUCAACGGGAAAUAAAAAGAGAUCAUGCAAUCGUCAAAAAGACUCGAAAUUCCGUAAGGAAAGGAAAUGUCAUUAAAGACUACGGGACGACAAAUUCUCCUUUGAGCUUGAGGUCUACUUUAGAAGAGAUAGAGCAGUUUCAAAGUUUAGAACGUCCUCGCGACAUCUAUCAUUUGAUAGGAACUUGGAUUGAUCAGACGAUCACUGUAGGUCCACACGCAGAUGAUCUAGAUUUGUUCGAUCGCUAUUUGGAUAAGCUAGUUUUAAAACGCAAGACUAAUCGAGCUCUGCAAAUAGCUAGAACCAUGUCUUGCCGACUUGAAUAUCAUGCAGCCUUCACUAGCUCAGAAUCAAAAGGACGGCAAGAAUGGGAAGAGUAUCUAUUAAGGCGAAUGAUACCCAAGCUAAAUUCGAGCUGUUCAUUCCGAACUCCACAAGUGCAGUUCGAAAUCUAA
This is a messenger RNA of Lachancea lanzarotensis, 2961 nucleotides long. RefSeq names its product LALA0S14e00760g1_1 (gene REV1). Gene Ontology annotation, cellular component: nucleus. The record is from RefSeq and is a predicted model, not a curated record. Gene Ontology annotation, biological process: error-prone translesion synthesis; error-free translesion synthesis. The coding region runs from base 1 to 2961 and encodes 986 amino acids. NCBI's taxonomy places the organism in Eukaryota, Fungi, Ascomycota, Saccharomycetes, Saccharomycetales, Saccharomycetaceae. The transcript has a single exon. Gene Ontology annotation, molecular function: deoxycytidyl transferase activity; DNA-directed DNA polymerase activity; damaged DNA binding.